AAUACAUAUAAAAGUUACACCCUUUUAGUUCCAUGUAAAUAGCAUAAACCCCCUGAAAACCCCUUGAAAGUUUCAUUUAAAGUCCUAUUCAUGGCGGCAUUUCUUCGAACAUCUGGUAGAUCACUUCUCUCCCAAUUUUGGAGGAGUAACGCAUCACAGGCAAUUCAAAAAUCACCAUUUGAAUCAAACAUACUGAGAAUACUCCGCAAUGAAAUCCAGUAUCAGUUGGAUUACGCCCCUCCUCACCCGCCUGCUACAAAGUUUAAUACAUUUAUGGUGGAAGAUCGGCCAGGCGAGCAGUGGAUUACCUUGAGGAGAAAAUUCGGCAAGGAUGAACAUAUCAAAAUCGAGGCAACGAUGAUUGAUGGAGCAAUUACUGUUCCAAAGGCAAGUGAUGAGAAUUUAGGGGAAGAUGUGCGGCUUCAUAUAAGUGUGCUGGUUGACAUAUGGAAGGGUGAAGGUAGUGAGUUCUUAGAGUUCGUUUGUUCAUCCUGGCCAAAUUCCUUGGAAAUUCAGAAAGCUUACGUACUCAGAAGCGAUGGUUCUCAAGCUCAGACUUAUAUGGGGCCCAAUAUUAAGGAUUUGAACAGUGGCUUCCGAGAUGGCCUAAAUGAAUUCCUAAAGGCAAGAGGGAUAAAUGAUGAGCUUUCUGCAUUCCUUCAUGAAUUUAUGAUGAAUAAGGAUAGAACUGAAGCAAUUGGUUGGUUGAGAAAAAUCCAAUCUUUUAUCGAAAAUUAGAGGCACGUCUCUGCUCUCUAAAGUUCUCUGUAAAAUUGAUCUAUUGUAACUUAUGCUUAGCUCGAGAUUUUUACUCUUCUUCUUACCUAUGUGUUUACCUACACAUCAAUUAGUGAAUUGCUGAGGCGUAGACGAUGGGGUAAACAAUGACAUGAUGAUCUGCUUCUCAAGUCAUUGUUCAUUAGGUACUAUGCUACCUUAAGUUGA
Lycium ferocissimum is the source of this 945-nucleotide messenger RNA. RefSeq lists its product as uncharacterized. NCBI's taxonomy places the organism in Eukaryota, Viridiplantae, Streptophyta, Magnoliopsida, Solanales, Solanaceae. The transcript has 3 exons. Gene Ontology annotation, cellular component: mitochondrial matrix. The record is from RefSeq and is a predicted model, not a curated record. Bases 91 to 738 code for a protein of 215 amino acids.